CCGGUGUCCGUGUGCGCGCAGGCUCAGUUCGCUCGUCUCCGCUCUUUUAUUUACUCUCUCUCAUCUAAGAUGGCUGUUCGGAGCUCUUGAGUCCCCCGAGCGUAGCGACCGAGGAUGCUUGCGCCUCCAAAAUCAACUUUCACCCGGCCAUCCCUUCCCAUGCGCACCCCGUAAGGUGCGGAGGGGACUCUAGCAUCAGUACUGCCUCCGAACGCCCCGUCCAUCCGGCUUGAAGCUCUUUAAAUCAAGUUGUUUGGCGAAGUCAAGCCUCGCCACUGAGUGUGAGUGAGUGAGUGAGUGAGUGACUGAGUGUCCAAGAACACUGAACAUCCAAAUGGCCGAACCGAGAAAAGUGCAGUUUGUCACCCUGUCGGCCCUGGCCGGCGGUCCGGGCGCGGAGGGCAGGAGACGGCGGCUGGAGGAGGACGGAGCCGCCGAGAUGAGUUUUGACAGAGAGGGCAGGAUGAAGAUGAUGGGGACCGGGGUGACGACAGCGGGUGACCGCGGGGCUUUGAUCGGGAAGAGGGACAGCGAAGAACCCAAAGGGAAGACAGUACGCCUCAACCUGUGUCUGUCCGAGCCUAACGAGCAACGCUCGGCCGAGUUCAACUACAGCGAGCUCAUCCAGUCUCAACAGGCCAAGAAGAAUCCACCAGAUUCUAAGUCUUCUCUGGACCCGAACGAUCCCUUUAACGAUGCUGGGAGAGAACGUCUGGAGGUCGAGGCACUGGCCAAAAAGCUUGAAAGCAAAUACGGUAACGCAGGGAAAAAGAGGCGGAAAGACCGGAUGCAGGAUUUGAUUGACAUUGGCUUCGGCUACGAUGAGAGUGACCCCUUCAUAGACAACUCGGAAGCUUAUGAUGAGCUUGUUCCAGCCUCACUGACCACCAAGCUUGGUGGAUUCUACAUUAAUAUGGGUACUUUGCAGUUCAGAGCUGCCUCUGAAUCUGAGGGAGAGGAUGGAGGCAAAGAAGUCAAAUCCAGGAUGAGAGAUGGAGAGGAACCACUAAUAAAAAGAAGGAAGAAGAAAGAUGGAACCAGUAUAGAGGAGAAAAAACCCAGGAAGAACAAAGUAGCCAAACAAGGAGUGGCUGGUCUGAGCCUUCAUCGUCCUGAGAAGAAGAAGAGGAAGAAACUGAUGAAGGAUUCGCUCUGUCUGGCUGCAAUGCUCCACCGCUUCACACAAGAGAAGGAAGACAUGCGGAAACGAGAUGUCAGUGCUUCUCAUCCGGGCCCUGGUCUCACCAGCCCUCCCAACUCCAACAACCUAAUGCAGAACUCCCAUCUCCAAGGCAACGCCAACAACAAUGACCUUUCACUAGCCGACCUGACGGCUGACCCCGGCAUGAUGUCAUUGCUUAGUUCGGCCAAUGAAAGCGAGCUUCAGGAUCUCAUGUGUGACCUGGACUUUAGUUUUUUAGAUGCAGGGCCCCAGAUGCCCCCUUCAGGCAGAGAGAAUGGGCAGGUUGCGUUGGGUUCAUCAAUGGGGCACAAGAUUGGAGGAGGGGGACUGAAUCGAGGGCAGGGCGGGCUCAUCUCUUUUCCACCUCUCCCCGAUGGUCUUCCAGCCCCCUUGAUCAAGCGCAUAGAAGACCUUCGAGCUGCAUCGAGGCAAUUUGAUCAAGCAGGCAGAAAGAAAUUCUUCACUCUGGAUAUGAAUAAUAUCUUGCUGGAUAUUGAGCUGCAGGUUCAGGAGCAGCCGGCAGGCAUGCGUUCAGAGGUGUACUCUCACCUGGAGGCCUUUGUGCCCUGCAACAAGGAGGCGCUACUAAAACGACUCAAAAAACUCAGCCUCAACAUACAGGAUGACCGGCUGCGCACACCCUUGUUAAAGCUCAAACUAGCCGUGUGCAGCGUGAUGCCAGAGCAGAUCGCCAGAUAUAACAUGGAUUGCAUGGCAAAAGCUGCAGCUAAGCAGCAGAUAGAAGAUGGAGAGAAGAAUGGAUCGGAGGAUGAUGAUGAAGAGAAACCAGGAAAGAGGGUGAUCGGACCAAGGAAGAAGUUCAUAUGGGAUGACAAACUCAGGACUCUGUUGUGUAACCUGGUGCGUGUGAAGCUGAGCUGUUAUGAGCUGGAGCAGUGCUCUCUGUCUGUGGAGGACUAUCUCAAAGCCUUCAUGGAGAAUGAAGUCAAGCACCUCUGGCCCAAAGGCUGGAUGCAGACAAGGAUGCUUUUUAAGGAAAGUCGGGCAGUACAUGGUCACCUCACUGGCCUGGGCAAGAAAAGGAUUGUUCCAACUCCAAAAGCUGCCAAAAUGACGGAUGUCAGCUGGACACAGAGACCCGCUCCAGGUGUUGGAUCCACCUCUGCCUUACCUGCCCCAGCGUGCAGACCGCCCUCCUCCCCCUCUGAACCCAUCUGCCUCUCAGAUUCACUGGACGAGGAUCUGGCUGCUAACUCUCUGGACUCCAUUUCCCAAGCUCUCGCUCUCCUCAGUAAUGCUGCCAAGGGUCUGACGCCAAACAAUGGCGUUCCUGCCGCCUUUUCUCCCAGUGUCCCCGGAUCCUCUUCUGGAGUCAGCCACUAUUCUUCUCCUCUGUCACAUUCCACCCUUCCAGCAAAAAUGGUGUCUUCUGGAAUCUCUAUGGCAAAUAUGAGCACUCUAUCUACCUCUUCUUCCCUCUCCUCUCCGCUCACCUCGUCUCCUUCCUCAUCCAUGCGAGCCGAGACCUUCGGGAUGCUAAAGGAUGGGGGGCCUGUGCAGAGACCCAUGGGAACGCCCACUCACAGAGCUGGUAUUUCAGGAAUGAAGACGGUGCAGUCUGCAAAACCCCGUCCGCCCCCUACCGCCUCGCCCCUCUUGCCUCCACAGCAGAGGUCAUUUGGGACAAUGGGAGUGAAGUUGGUUCAGACUCUGCCCCCUGUUGGACAAACAAAAAACUGCGCUAACAAAUCCACUACUGGUGGCGGUACUGUGGUUUCCCAGCAGCCUCGUAUGAACACUCAACCCUCACUGAUGAACCCCAAGAGCCCUCAGCAAUCUCCUCCUCCAACCCCUUCCUCUCCUUCCACCCUUCUCUCACAGGCUAAGACUCCCUCAUUGCCACACAACCAGUCAAACUUCAUCACGCCCAUGCAGGCUACGCUCACCAAGUCUUCCCACAGUAGCAGCUCUCCCAUCAUCAAACUCACACCGCGACCCCCUGCCCCUACUCCUCCUCCUUCAUCCUCACCUUCGCCUUCAUCAUGUCCCUCUCUCACCCACCCCAGGCCUCAAAUGAUCCCCAGCUCGCACCAAUACAGCCCCAAGAUUCCAACCUUCAGGCCGCCGUUUACCGGGCAAGGAACUGCAGUGGGAUCCGGAGUCAAAUCCGGAGCAGGACAGGCCAGUUACAGUUUUGCAGGUGGACACAAAUCCAGUAGUCCGCCCAGUGUUGGCGCAAACACCACCAGUACCGCCCCGAUGGCCACACCCCUGUCUUCUGGGUGCCAGGAUGGUAGCCCCUCCCCUUCAGCAGUAUCAGCCAAUCACAGCCAGCGGCAAAGGCCAGUGGGAGGGACUAGUCAGAGUGCCAAGUCUUCAGCGAGUCGGGCAUCAGCCAUGACCCUGCCCUCUCCUCCUGUCUCCUCUCAUCUGUCACAGGUGAGUCCAGCAUUCAUUCAGCAAUCAGGUGUCUACAUUUUUUUUUUUCAACAUGUCGGGGGUCUAGUGCCUGUUUCUCUGCCCUUCCAGUUCCCCUCAUUCCUCAACUUUAACCCUCCAGGCCCUGGAGUUCCUGGCUGCAGCAACAUGGGAGCUUCACCUGCCACCAACUCAGGAUACACCCUGGCACAGAAUCUGUUUAAGAGUCUUCAGCCAGGGUCUCAGGUUGCUCUACCUCCCCACUUGCAGCUUGCUUUCUCAGAUGCAAACCAAAGUCAGGGGGGAGACACGAAGAGGAAGUCCCACUGACGGUCACAACCGGAAUGUACAAGUGGACACCGCUGGCGACAGAUGUUUUCGGGUUCUCGUGGAUGGACACCGAUUGCGCUUUCAUUCAGACAGAACUUCAUUAACGACCCUUCUUCAGUUAACAUCAUUCUGCUUUUAAUCGAUCAGUGUUCUGGAUGAUUGGAGUGAGCUUGGUGCAUUUAAAAAAAUUUUUUUUUUUUGUCAACAUGUUUACACGACCUUAAUCACUGUGGACAUAGAGCUAGAGGAAGUGAGAGGAGUACGAAACAAAGCAACAUCAUUUCUAUUUAAGUUCAUGUCGGCUGGAAACGUGCAUUCCUGUGUUUAUUUUCUUAGUAGAUUUUUGUUGAACUCCUAAAGGGAUGUGACAGUCCAACCGUUUCCUUCUACAGACUGUUAGAAUAGUAGCUGUUAAUAAUACAUAUGGGUAAAUUAUUUAUAAUUUUUUGACAGGGACAUAUUAUGAUGUUUAAGUAUAUUAGUAGAAUAAAAUGGGUAUGUAUAUAAAAUACACAUUAAUAUGAAGUGCUAUAUUUUCUUUGGAGGUCAGGACGUGUGAUGUUCCUCUCAUCUGUGCGUGCAGAUGUCUUGCUGUCUUUGGUGCUGCGUAUCUCACUGGACCUUGUGAAAGAAAA
Sinocyclocheilus rhinocerous is the source of this 4527-nucleotide messenger RNA. Its product is annotated as ubinuclein-2-like. Lineage: Eukaryota; Metazoa; Chordata; Actinopteri; Cypriniformes; Cyprinidae. The record is from RefSeq and is a predicted model, not a curated record. The transcript has 17 exons. Gene Ontology annotation, biological process: chromatin organization. The coding region runs from base 335 to 3892 and encodes 1185 amino acids. Gene Ontology annotation, cellular component: nucleus.